Molecule: messenger RNA, 549 nt
Organism: Apiotrichum porosum
Lineage: Eukaryota; Fungi; Basidiomycota; Tremellomycetes; Trichosporonales; Trichosporonaceae
Gene: IMP3
Product: Small subunit (SSU) processome component
Exons: 6
Coding region: 1-549 (182 amino acids)
Biological process (GO): rRNA processing
Cellular component (GO): small-subunit processome; Mpp10 complex; small ribosomal subunit
Molecular function (GO): structural constituent of ribosome; snoRNA binding; rRNA binding
Source: RefSeq, a predicted model, not a curated record
AUGCGUCAGCUCAAGCAUCACGAGAAGAAGCUCCUCAAGAAGGUUGACUUCUUGAACUGGAAGCAGGAUGCGUCUCAGCGUGAGAUCGCUGUGAUGCGCAAGUAUCACAUCCAGGACCGUGAGGACUAUCACAAGUACAACAAGAUCUGUGGCAACCUCCGUUCCCUGAUCCACCGCAUCUCGCUCCUCCCGGCUGAGGACCCCUUCCGUCAGCAAAAGGAGGCUGAGAUGCUCAACAAGCUCUACGACAUGGGCAUUCUUGAUGUCGGCUCAAAGCCAUCGGACAUUGAGAACAAGGUCACCGUCUCGUCGAUUGCCCGCCGCCGUCUCGCUGUUGUUGUGACACGUCUCAAGAUGUCGGAGAGCGUGUCGGACGCCGUCAAGACCAUCGAGCAGGGCCACAUCCGUGUCGGUCCCUCGCCUGUCUCCGACCCCGCGAUGCUCAUCACCCGCCACAUGGAGGACUUUGUCACCUGGGUGGACACCAGUGCUCGCAAGCGUACUAUUAUGAAGUACAACGAUGAGCUCGACGACUUCGAUCUCCUGUAG